AUGGCUCCCCGAAACGUUGGCAUCAAGGCUAUCGAAUAUACUUCCCAAGCGGAGUAUUAUGGCUCCCAGGCCGAGUUGGAGGAAUUCCUUCAUGCUUACACCGGAAAUUCCACAAUCGGACUUGGCCAAACGGCUAUAAGCUUUUGUGAUGACCGAAAGGCUAACUAUCAAUGGGUGUCGUCCCAGAUGUCCAUUCGCUCGUACUCAGCAGUCUCCUCUUACAGCGGGACGGACGUAUUGCUGAGUGCCGGGCGUGUAGCCAUGUUAAUUGGACCUCAUACACCCCUUGUCGGGGAGCCUCUACAAGCAUCUUGUAUAGCCCAUACCUAUGACUUCUAUAAGCCGGACUUGAAGCGCGAGCACCCCGUUGUUGACGGUCAUUAUUCAUCCCGGUGUUACCUCCAGGCGUUGGGUGCUACCAACGAUACCCAGGCUAAGAUACGCAAUCGAAGAACCAGCGAGGGUGACGAAGAUGGUCCUCUUUCUACCAAGCUUCCGGUGGACGAAUUUGACUUCUUUGUCUUCCAUGUGCCACAUUGCAAACUAAUAGCGAAGGCAUAUGGUCGGCUCCAUGACAAUGACUUCCUAGCCGUACCCGAAAACCCACUAUUCAGUCCCAGGAACAACUUUUCGAUAAUUCGCAGAGAACCCUACGAGGCGUCCUUCGACUACGAAGCUCUAGAGAGAUUAUUCACGGAGUUUUCGCCAGCAAGAUACCGAGCAGUGAUCUUCUCGGUCCCGGGAUUGGGGCAUUCAGCAUCGGGGGCUCACAGCCGAAAGAGCGUUUCUGUGCAGUUCUACGAGGUACGCGGCCUGAGAACCUCGUUUUUAGUAAUCGUGCGUAGGCGCGACAUGCACGGACUAGGAGCUAAGAUGGCAUCGAUGUGUCGGGUGCGUGAAGGCGCAAACCAGCAGACGAACUACACGCCGGUGGACAAUAUCGAGACCCUUGCCAAGGGUACAUACUAUCUCACCGGGGUCAAUGCUAUGUUCCGGCGUGCGUAUGCAGUUAGGCAAUACUAG
Messenger RNA from Penicillium chermesinum, 1023 nucleotides. Its product is annotated as Hydroxymethylglutaryl-CoA synthase. Gene Ontology annotation, molecular function: hydroxymethylglutaryl-CoA synthase activity. The record is from RefSeq and is a predicted model, not a curated record. Lineage: Eukaryota; Fungi; Ascomycota; Eurotiomycetes; Eurotiales; Aspergillaceae. Bases 1 to 1023 code for a protein of 340 amino acids. The transcript has 4 exons. Gene Ontology annotation, biological process: acetyl-CoA metabolic process; ergosterol biosynthetic process.